Messenger RNA from Vicia faba (fava bean), 1476 nucleotides. The record is from the annotation of a GenBank genome assembly. NCBI's taxonomy places the organism in Eukaryota, Viridiplantae, Streptophyta, Magnoliopsida, Fabales, Fabaceae.
AUGAUGAAUAAGAUGACCAGCUCUGAUCUCAUAGAUUCUAAGCUUGAAGAACAUCAGUUGUGUGGAUCCAAACACUGUCCUCGCUGCGGUCACAAGUUCGAUCAAGGCAAACCGGAUUGGUUAGGUCUACCGGCCGGAGUGAAAUUUGAUCCAACAGAUCAAGAACUCAUCGAACAUCUAGAAGCGAAGGUUGAAUCGAAGAACAAUAUGAAAUCACAUCCUUUGAUUGAUGAAUUCAUUCUCACUAUUGAAGGUGAAGACGGAAUUUGUUACACACAUCCUGAAAAACUUCCAGGAGUGACAAGAGAUGGAUUAAGCAGACACUUUUUCCACAGACCAUCAAAGGCAUAUACCACAGGAACACGAAAGAGGCGAAAGAUUCAAACGGAAGAAUGUGAUUUACAAGGAAGUUCAGGAGGAGAAACAAGAUGGCACAAAACUGGAAAAACAAGACCUGUUAUGGUUAACGGGAAACAAAAAGGCUGCAAGAAGAUUCUAGUACUCUACACGAAUUUCGGGAAGAAUCGAAAACCUGAGAAGACGAACUGGGUUAUGCAUCAGUAUCAUCUAGGACAGCAUGAAGAAGAGAAAGAAGGAGAGCUUGUUGUUUCAAAGAUAUUUUAUCAGACACAGCCAAGACAGUGUAAUUGGUCUGAUAAUAAUCAUAGGAUUGGUGCAACAGCAACAACUACCGGUGAAGGAAGUGGUGGUGAACCUAAUAAUGUUAUCAAUGCAAGAAGAGAUAGUGGAAGUGGAAGUUCCUCUUCUAAGGAGAUUGUAACUCAUCAUAAUCAUACUCAUAUCUAUAGAGACGAAAUUUCUGCCGCUGCUGUUGCUGUUGCUGCUGUUGGUGUCCCAACUCCUUUAACAAGCUUCUCAAAUGCUUUGGAUAUUCAACAUCUUAAAUCUGAUCAUUUCGGCUUCAUCCCAUUUCGGAAAAACAGCUUCGAUGAGGUUGGAAUAGGAGAAGGUUCUACAGCAUCAGGCUCAUGUGAUCAGGAGCAGCAUCAUGUAGUAACACAUCAUCAUCAUCAACAUCAUCAACAACAACAGCAGCAACAUCAACAUGAGCAUCAUGUGCAACAACAAAUUAAUGCAAACGCAGCUUUCCAUAUCAGUAGGCCUUCAAAUCCAAUCUCAACUAUCAUCUCUCCACCUCCACUUCACCAUACAUCCAUCAUCCUUGAUGAUAAUUCUUAUCAUGUCUCAACAAUCACGCUCCAAAAUGAUAAUUUCCAGCAACAACAACAACAGCAACAACAUCAUAAACUUGGUGGUGGAAGGUCUGCGUCUGGUUUGGAAGAAGUCAUCAUGGGUUGCACUUCAACAUCUUCUGAUACUAUCAAAGAGGAAUCAUCUAUGAGAAACCAACAAGAAGCAGAAUGGUUGAAGUACUCAUCUUAUUGGCCAGUUGACCCUCCUCCUCAUGACAACCAUCAUCAUCAACAUCAUCAUCAACAUCAUCAUGAUCAAUAG